UGCGCCGACACCGACCCCACGAUAGCUAGCACUAUGGAAGUGUACUCCUUGAUCACUUCAUCGGCAACAAUUGUGCUGAUUGCCGGGCUUUCAUUCCAGUACACUUUGCAGUGGACGGAAUCUUACAACAAAGCGGGCGAAGAGAUGCUCACUCUGAUCCAUGAGGCUCAAAAUACUCGCAGUGCAUUAAAUCCAAUCGAACUGUACGCCAAUGCAGGCUACGCGACAGACAACGAGAAAGAACUCUUACUGAAGAUACUUGCCCGGGUACGUUCAUUGAAUGUAAAGCUGCAUGACGAGAUGAGCUCGCAGCUGCAGGACAAGCACCUCAGUACACUCUCAAGGUUAACGUGGUUUCUUCGCAGACCUAGGUUACGUCAAAUUGCUGCAAAUAUAGCGACACAGAAAGACACUUUACUCGCCCUACAAGUUUCCAUGUUGGCAAGGAAAAUUGAGCAAUACGAACCUGAGGAUGAGAUGGGAGGGAUACAGCUGCCUAGGCGCUCAAUGGACGGCUUCCUCGAGGACUCUGGUGUCUGAAGCGUACGUCUGGCCAGAAGUGAGAGGUCGUUGAUGUAUCGUGUUAGCAAUCAACUCAACGUCAUGCCUGACUUACCGCAUACUACAUAGGCUCAGAAGAUGUAGGGAUCAUGGCUAGAUUUCACGUGAACCUGAACUGGAUCAGCUCGUAAAUGGGCUACAGAUUGUAUUCCGUUACCACACUUGGCG
Didymella exigua CBS 183.55 is the source of this 729-nucleotide messenger RNA. RefSeq lists its product as uncharacterized. Bases 34 to 540 code for a protein of 168 amino acids. The record is from RefSeq and is a predicted model, not a curated record. The transcript is spliced from 3 exons. NCBI's taxonomy places the organism in Eukaryota, Fungi, Ascomycota, Dothideomycetes, Pleosporales, Didymellaceae.